AUGCGUGCUUCUAAGGUAAGCUCGUCACGAUCGAGCUUAGAGGUCACUUCCGAAAACCCUCUUCCAAAGAGCGGGUUGCAGAAAGACGAAGAGAGUCAGAAUGACGCUCACUGGCCGAGUUCGCCUGCCACGACUAUCCUUACCACACCGAACUCAGGAAUUUCUCCUCGGCAACUUCUCAGACUUCUCGGUCGGCUUUUAUAUCUACUGGCACCGAAUUGUCUUCGUUUGUUUCAUAAGAAUGGAAUGCCACAAGUCGAAAAGGCGUCAUCAACGGCUUUUCUCGACGGCAUGCGUGGGAUGGCGGCCUUUGUGGUCUUCAUCUGUCAUUUGACAUAUGGUACCUUCGACAUCGGUCAUGCUUAUGGCGCAAUACCCGAGGGAGAGUCUCCGAGAGAUUCUUCCCACGGUUCCUUGCUUCGACUUCCAAUAGUUCGUCUCUUGUAUUCGGGGCCCCCAAUGGUGGCGAUUUUCUUCGUCAUUUCGGGCUAUGUCUUGAGCUAUAAACCGCUAAAGCUCAUGCGUGCCCAGCAGUACGAGUGCCUGAUGCUGUCUGCAACAUCCACCGUCUUCCGACGAGGCUUGCGAUUGUUUCUGCCCUGCUUUGCUUCGACCUUUUUGGUCGCAAUCCUGGCACAGCUAAACCUUUACAAGAUCACGGAGGCAUUCUCGGAGCAGAUGCGCGGUAUCAGAGAGGACCAUUGCUACACGCAGCCCGAUCCUUGGUCGCAGUUCACGGACUGGUGCCAACAAAUGCUAAUCUUCACCAACGUCUUUGACUGGUCGCUGUAUGGUGGGUCCAUUGAACUCGACCGCCAUCUGUGGACCAUCCCCGUUGAGUACCGAUGCAGCAUGGUGUUGUUCUUGACACACAUCAUGGUCGCAAGAAUGCCACCCAGGAUAAGGCUAUCUGUCUUAGUUGGGUUGAUGGCGCUGGGCGCUAACUGGAAUCGAUGGGAUCUUUGUCCUUUCUGGGCAGGCAUGAUCAUCGCAGAGUUAGACCUCAUCAGUAUUGAGCAAACGUCAAACAGAUUGUCCUUCUCAGCCUUGGCCACAAACACUUCUGAUCUCAAGGAAGCCCGUUGGCACAUUGCAUCUACUACCCGUCAGCCAGGGAAGGGCCCCAUGGAUGCAACCUACUGGUUGCUCUGGGCUUUAUCGCUCUUUCUGCUGUCCUACCCGGAUGCAGCCGGCCACGCUACACCAGGCUAUGUCACAUUGACCUCUCUCAUCCCAGCAAACUUCACACAGAUGCACCGGUUCUGGCCAACUGUCGGUGCUAUUCUGAUCGUCUUGUCAACCUGCAAUUUAGACUUUCUGAGGAAUAAGAUCUUCUGCUCGAGGCCAUUGCAAUAUAUGGGCAGGAUCAGUUUUCCUUUAUAUGUCAUGCAUGGUCCUGUUAUCCAUACUCUUGGCUAUCUGAUUCUACCCACGACUAUAGCUCGAGCGACGCCCGACGCAAUGCGAGAUUUCGAAAUGGCAUUUUUCAAGUCCUCCCUCGUAAUCAUCCUCGCAGUCAUGUGGGUAUCGGACAUCUUCUUGCGUAUGGUCGACACGCCCUGCGUCAUUCUCGCCAGGAAUCUGGAGAAGAGAAUGUUUCUUGAGUAA
Molecule: messenger RNA, 1608 nt
Organism: Exophiala aquamarina CBS 119918
Lineage: Eukaryota; Fungi; Ascomycota; Eurotiomycetes; Chaetothyriales; Herpotrichiellaceae
Exons: 2
Coding region: 1-1608 (535 amino acids)
Biological process (GO): polysaccharide biosynthetic process
Cellular component (GO): membrane
Molecular function (GO): acyltransferase activity, transferring groups other than amino-acyl groups
Source: RefSeq, a predicted model, not a curated record